UCUGAUCUUGCAACCGGCCAGGUGAGCCAGUCUUGCACGCUUUUCUUCUCGUGCCCUGUCAUUCACACUUUUAGUUCAGUUUUUACUUCAGUUUAUGUUGCUCAGUUAGUGCUUCAGUGUGAGAAGAGAAACUUCAGUCCCAAGUAGGGGGUUGCGUUUCUAUAAAUAAAAGACAUGCUGGAUCCAGGAGUGAAUGAGGCCACAGAAACGGCCUUCAACCUCUGCCGGAAUUAUGAAGGUCAGUCUUCAGUUAUGUAACUAAACUUUCUGGAUCACCACAAUCCUUCCAAGACAUGCAGAGGAACAACACAGUGAAAGAACUGCUAGUGAGGAAACGCCAGAAAUGGACCUGCUCACCGGAGGACAACAACAUGGAGCAUGGAUUUAAAUUUGCCAAACUUGAAAAUUUUGCCGGUGAUGCGAGUCCUCACAUGUGGGGCCCUCAUGCACCCGUGAACCCAAACAGCCACACUCAUUUCCCUCCUGCUUAUCCUGAAAGUGUUGAUAUUAUUCUGGAACACAUGCAACAGCCAGGUUUCCAGGGAAACGUGGCUCCGACUGCUGAGGGCAAAAUGUCUUUAUUUCACUGGCAAAUCCAGCGAGAGACCCAGAGAGUUGGAGAAGUUUCUCCUGAGCUGCUGACCAUGCAAGAUGCAGAUGGUGACACAUAUCUGCAUAUAGCAGUGGCAAAGGGCAGACGGGCUCUGGCCUAUGUGCUUGCUGAAAAAAUGUCACAAUGUGGCUCUCUGGACAUGAAAGAACACAACGGCCAGACAGCUCUUCAGAUAGCCACUGCCACCGAUCAACACUUAAUUGUUCGUGACCUGCUGGCACACGGAGCACAAUUCAACACUCGUGACUCCUGGGGCCGCUCUCCCUUGCACGUGUGCGCUGAGAAGGGCCACUUUCUCAGUCUUCAGGCCAUCUGGAGGACCUUAAAGGGGAGUGGGCAACCAACUGACAUUGAAAUGUUCAACUAUGAUGGUCUGACCCCGCUCCACACAGCAGUUUUGUAUCACAACUCGGUCGUUGAAGAGCUGAGGCGUCUGGAAAGUCCCUGUUCCUACAUGGUGAUGCAUCUGGUGCAGAGGAAACAUAGCUUUGUUGAAUCUAUAAAGACUCUGCUGCUCAUGGGUGCCUGCCUUGCGACCAAGGAUCUCAAGAGUGGACGGACUUGUCUUCACAUGGCCGCUGAGGAGGCAAAUUUGGAGUUGAUGGAAAUUAUCUUUGACCAGCCACACUCUCUGUCCAUUGUAAAUGUUAAGACAUUCAGUGGAAACACUCCCCUGCACAUCGCCAGCUCACUGCAAAAUCAUCACACUCAAGUUAAAGCGGUGACGUUGCUGAUGAGAAAUGGAGGUGAACCCGGGACCAGGAAUUUGGAAAACGAGCUCCCGUCUCAGCUGGUGUCUGGAGGGCCCAUUGGUCAAAAGGUGCGGCAGAUCCUGAAGGGAAACAUAUGUAUGCUUAAGUGAAGCUCAAAAACACUGUCAGUCAGACAGUCCACUCUUAUAAAUUUAUUGUUUGCCAAAACAAGGCAGAUACUGGUUGUUUCGGUGAAAUAUGCCUAAUUGUCCAUUACCAUGUAAUGCUCUAAAGUAAGUGACGCUACGACUUGUAUCUUUUGUCAUUGUGUAUUUUUUAGGCCUUAAGCUGAUAGUUUAGAAUUGCCCUACAAUUAACAAAUGUGUUCUAGUCUUCGCUUUCACUCACAUUUCAUUAUUAUUUCAAAGGUUGUUUUUUUGUUGUUCUUUUCCACAUUUCAAAAUAGUUUGGAGAGCUGUUUUGGUAUAUGUUGUAAUGUAAUCAUUUGGACUGUUUUUUUAAAAUCUUUUUUUAAGUGUCUUAUGUGUUUUGGCAAGGAACUGUUUUUGAAAUUGUUUUGAGAUUACAAUAUACCAGAUUUUGUGUAUACAUAUAUCAAUCUUAGUAUAGUUAAUGCAAAUGUCAAAUGAAGGGGAUUGGAAAAAAUUAUUAUGAUAUAAAAUUACAUUGUAAAUGUUAAUCAUAUAGUGUACUGGCCUGACACUUUAAACAAGUUAAAUGUGUAUUAAACGUGUCUGAUUUUCAACAUAAAAAAGUAUUUUUAAAAUUAAAA
Molecule: messenger RNA, 2098 nt
Organism: Scophthalmus maximus (turbot)
Lineage: Eukaryota; Metazoa; Chordata; Actinopteri; Pleuronectiformes; Scophthalmidae
Gene: nfkbiz
Product: nuclear factor of kappa light polypeptide gene enhancer in B-cells inhibitor, zeta
Exons: 10
Coding region: 294-1475 (393 amino acids)
Biological process (GO): regulation of gene expression
Cellular component (GO): nucleus
Molecular function (GO): protein binding
Source: RefSeq, a predicted model, not a curated record